AUGUUACAAACAUCAAUUAAACAAUUUACUAAAACUACCACAACUAAAUCAUUUAUAAGACAAUUUUCAAAAACUUCAUUUACUAGAAAUACUAUUAAUUCACAAGAACAAGCAUCAACAAUACAAACUCAACAACCAUCAAUUGAAAAUCAAAUUCAAAAUCAACCUCAAGAAUUUCAACAAGAAAAUUUAGGUACUUUUAAAUCAUUUGCUGAAUAUAGAUUAAAAGUUUCAAAUCAAUCACCAUUGGCUGUUAGAUCAAAAGAUUUUAAUGCAAAUUUGAGACAAGCUCAACAUUCAUGA
This is a messenger RNA of Lodderomyces jiufengensis, 303 nucleotides long. RefSeq lists its product as uncharacterized. NCBI's taxonomy places the organism in Eukaryota, Fungi, Ascomycota, Pichiomycetes, Serinales, Debaryomycetaceae. The record is from RefSeq and is a predicted model, not a curated record. The transcript has a single exon. The coding region runs from base 1 to 303 and encodes 100 amino acids.